AUGCUAGGUAAAAAGAUGGUAUCAUUGAAGAAACUAGCCAAGAAGGUAAAGCCUAGUAGUAGUGGAGGUGAAACUAACAAUGAUCCUCCACACCAUGAGUGCUUGUUGAAGGGGUAUGAAGAAGAGUUUUGUACAAGCACAACUCCAACUGGUUAUUUUGCAAUUUAUGUUGGUGAUGAGCAUCAAAGAUUUGUGGUUCCUACAAGCUAUCUUUCUCACCCUUUGUUCAAGAUGCUGCUUGAGAAAUCUUACAAUGAGUUUGGUUUUCAGCAAAGGAAUGGCUUGGUUGUUCCUUGUAGUGUGGAUGCAUUUCAAGAGGUUGUGAAUGCUAUUGAAUGUAACAAUGGCAAGUUUCACUUAGGGAAGAUUUUUCAUGAUUUUGUUUGA
Molecule: messenger RNA, 387 nt
Organism: Vicia faba (fava bean)
Lineage: Eukaryota; Viridiplantae; Streptophyta; Magnoliopsida; Fabales; Fabaceae
Source: the annotation of a GenBank genome assembly